Molecule: messenger RNA, 5103 nt
Organism: Xyrichtys novacula (pearly razorfish)
Lineage: Eukaryota; Metazoa; Chordata; Actinopteri; Labriformes; Labridae
Source: the annotation of a GenBank genome assembly
GCGUUGCUUACCGUGCUCAGCUGCCGGACCGGAGACUCUGUACAUGUCGCUGACACAACAAGAAGACACAAAACGCUCAAAGAAAGGCCACUCAUUUUCAUUUUCAUAUUACUUUUCCUAAAGACAGCGUUACAAGUCAAAACAACGCUGAGAAAGAUUAAAGAGUGCGCAUGCGCGAGAGUUGUCGCAUCCACACACUGGUCUCGCGGGAUUAGUGCGAGUCCAGCAUGGCGGUGCUUCUUGAAACGACGCUGGGGGAUCUAGUGAUAGACUUGUUUACAGAGGAGCGGCCGAAAAGUAAGAAGACUUAGCUUUUCAUUAUUGAACAGCUCAACAGAUAGUUAACUAGUCACAAGUAAAGGUAGCUGUAUGAAGGGUGGACUAUGAAAUGGACGCGUGUUAGCUCAGAGUGUUAGCCUGCUGCUAUAGUGCACUACCGAUUCAUUCACUUCACAAAACAAACACUUGAUAGGAUUAGUCUGUCAGGAUUUCAUUCAAGUGAUAACUCAUUAUUGUUGUUAUUAUUAUUAUUAUUAUUAAUAAUAUAAGUAGUAGUAGUAGUAGUAGUAGUAGCAGUAUCAUUGCUGUUAGAUUAAAGGCUUUAAGUCUGUUCUAUUUUAAUUCUGUGCUCAUUUCUUUACAGCUUGUCUGAAUUUCAUUAAACUCUGUAAGAUAAAAUACUACAAUUACUGCCUCAUCCACAAUGUUCAGGUAAGGCUCCACGCUUUCUAAAUUAAACAUCAUUUCAUGUCCUUUGCACCCUGACUGACCUGAAGGUGGCGCUAUAACCCCAGACUUAUCAUAAAACAUGCCCCAUCCAGACUCUUGAGUACAGCAUUUAUAUGUUGAAGUAAAACUUGUCGUCCUAGAUGUAGUAAGAUAUGUUGAAUAUUUGUCUUCAGAGAGACUUCAUCGUGCAGACGGGAGACCCUACAGGAUCAGGAAGAGGAGGAGAAUCCGUCUACAGGUCUGUUUUCUGCAUCUCACCUGACCUCUUAAAGGAAUAUUCUGACGUAAAAAUUAAGUUAGGGUCAAACACACUGUAACACCAAGUUAGACAUCCCCUCGAGAGAUGAGUGUUGCCGACUGCUUGCUUUUCUAGUUAUACUAACUUUAGUAAUGACUAUAGGAGCCUAUAUGUACUGUUGAUGAAGUUAGGUGCUGUUCUGAGCAUUAUUUGUGGUUAUAGAGUGGCGUUUUGGAUGAGGUUUCUUUAUGGCUCCUCAGACCGCUGUGUAUUGCUAUCGUGCAGUCGUUACUAAAUUUGGUAUAACUAGAGAAGCAAGCGGUCGGCAACAUUCAUCUCUUGAGGGGGUGUCUAACUCGGUGUUACGGUGAGCUUGACCCUAAGUUGAUAAUACGCCGGAAUAUCCCUUUAAUAAAACAGAUGUUUAAGAAGGAUAUUAACACUCCCCUCUUCUCUUUUAGCAAACUGUAUGGAGAUCAAGCUCGUUAUUUCGACUCUGAGAAAGCACCACGCAUCAAACACAAGAAGAAGGGGACGGUGUCCAUGGUGAAUAAUGGUAACGAUCAGCAUGGAUCUCAGGUAAAAUAUAAAAGAUUUAUUUUUCUAAUUGUAUUUUGUAAACGGGAACAGUCAACUGUAUCACCUGAUCAGACAAAUAUAGGGUUAAUUCUAUUAAAAAAAACAGCUAAUGGUAAACUGCAGACAAACAGUGAUGCUGAAAUCGCAGGUUUGUGUUUUCUGUGUGUGUUUUUCCUGGAAGGUGUGCUGAAUCACUGAAUCUUGUGUAUUGAUCAGUAUUGCGAUUGAUUGUAUGCGCUGUUGUUUAAGAUAAAUGCACAAUUUGCUGUUUGAAGUUUGUCCCAUCCUCAGCUGGUGUCUUCUGUGUCAGAAGUUUUUAAGGAUUUUAUACAGUUAUGGAAAUAUUUAUAGCUCGUGUGUGAAUUUAACAUUUACAGACGAGCUGCUCAAUGCAGGAUGAGUUACACCGUGUACUAAAUUUGUCCUCAGUUCCUCAUCACAACAGGGGAAAACCUGGAUUACUUGGAUGGAGUCCAUACUGUGUUUGGGGAGGUGACAGAAGGCAUGGAUGUUUUGGCCAAAAUUAAUGAGACCUUUGUGGACAAGGAAUUUGUCCCUUUUCAGGAUAUCAGGUGAGUCAAACUGUCUUGAUAAAGAUAAAAAAAAAAACAUGUUUUAGGGCUUUACAGUCAUGAGUUUUGUGUCAUUUUUCUGCAGAAUAAACCACACUGUGAUCCUUGACGACCCCUUCGAUGACCCGCCUGACCUGCCAGUGCCUGAUCGAUCACCUGAACCCACUACAGAGCAGCUUGAUGUGAGUGAGGAGCUACAGACUGAUACCAAAAACAGUUUCAAACAGCCUCAUUGAAGAUGUUUCUGCUUGUCUUCAAAUCUUCAGCUCUGAUAGACACACUGUGUUUUGGUAUUCAACUUGUAGAAAUGACUGAUAUCUGUAGGUCUCUGCUCUGUGGUGUUUAGGUCUUUAAUUCAUUUAGUCUCUUCUCUGUGUUUUCAGAGCGGUCGGAUCGGGGCGGAUGAAGUGAUCGACGACUCUGAGGGGAAAGGAGUGGAGGAAUUGGAGGAGAGGUUGAAGGAGAAAGAAGCAAAGACUCAGGCCAUCCUGCUGGAGAUGGUGAGCAAUCAUCCAUUGUCAGCCUUUAAACUGUGAGACCACAGGUGCAGACAGAUGUGCAUUCUGUUCUUGUCCCCUCAGGUGGGCGACCUGCCUGACGCAGAAAUUAAGCCUCCGGAGAACGUACUGUUUGUGUGCAAGCUGAACCCUGUGACCACAGAUGAAGACCUGGAGAUCAUCUUCUCUCGCUUUGGAUCCAUUAAAACGUGAUGCUGUUUACAUGUUGAUGUUAAAUGGUUUUAUUUCAUUCUGGCAGCAUCAGCUCUGUCUUUAAAAUACAACUUUUCUUUGUUCCAGCUGUGAGAUCAUCAGAGACUGGAAAACUGGAGACUCGCUCUGUUAUGCCUUCAUAGAGUUUGAAAAGGUGAGUGUGCAGUUAACACAGCUGAAAAUUUGAAGGUGUUUUCAAAGCGAGGAUGUGAUUUAUCCGUGAUCAUUUUCUGUCUUGUGGAGUUCAGCCAUAGGACUUUAUUCAUCCAUGAAGAUGUUAGUCGGUGUUCAGCUUAGGGAUGAGGGCGAGUACUUGAAGAAUGAAGUACUCAUUGUCACUGUCAUUACUUUCACAUGUGUUCUUGUUUUAAGUAUCAUGUUGGUCGUGAUCAGAUAAAAGUGAAAUAAGCAUUUUGGCAAAACAGCGACAAUAAGAUAUGAAGUUUUAAAACUGUAUAUCAUUAAAAUACUAGUUCCAUGUUUUACCACAUACGCUUAAAGCACAGGGAGAGACUUCUGAGUUGGGCAAUGGCGGUUUAUGAGAACGUAGUCCUGACUUUUUAAGUUAGAAGUCGCCCACUACAACUCUAAUAUAAAUCUAUUUUUGAUCAGAAUGGUUUUUGAUUACAGGAUUUGAGAAUGUCUAAAGUAAAGACAAAGAAGUCAGUGAUCAAAAAAUCUAAUUCAGCUGUAAUAAUCAUGUGAUAAAAAACAUCUGUAUCAAGUAAUGAUAUUAUCAUGUAAAAAGCCAUUUGAUGACACAUCGUAUAAUAAAGACCCAUUAUAAAGCCAUUUGAUGUUAUCACCAUGUAAUAAAAACCUCAUUAUAAAGCUGUUUAGUGAUGUAACUAUGUCAAUAAAACAUUUCUGUCUCUGUCUUUCUGUCUCUGCAGCAAGAGGACUGUGAAAAAGCGUAUUUUAAAAUGGAUAACGUUCUGAUCGAUGAUCGUCGUAUCCACGUGGACUUCAGCCAGUCUGUUGCUAAGAUCAAAUGGAAAGGGAAAGGUACUCACUGUAGCCUUUGUGUGAGAGCAUUACUCACUCGUGCUUUCCUGUGUCAUAUAUUCAGCUUUAUUUACAUAUAUUCAGGUUCUUCUAACCCCUGCUCUGACUGUGUGUUUCUCAGGAGGGAAGUACACCAAAGACGACUUUAAAGCUUAUGAAAAGGAUGUUGAGAGCCGCUCCAAACUGGCUCUGAAGGACCAGCUGAAGCCCAAACAGGAGUAUCCUGUUUCUAAACAUUGGAAUUUAAUCUUUCACUUUGAACAUACUAGAGUAGGUUUGUUUGAGUUCAACUCUGAGGACUGUUUCAUCUUUUAUCUCUUUUGUCCAAUAUUGUUGAACUGUUUUUUUAUCUGAAGAUGACCUUAACUGUCCUCAAAGCUCAAAGUAUGACCUACUGAUGGAGGAAGAUGAGGAGGAAGAGCAGGAAAUGGAGGCCAACAGCCACAGACACCCUGAAAAGAAACACAAAGAAAAGCGGCAUCGCCAUGACUCAGGCAGCGACAGCAGGAAGUUAAAGAAACACAAGGUACCCUCACAGAUCUGUUCGAGUUUGGAGGGACAGAAAACAGCGGACAGAGAGUACCAGCGUAUCCAGACGCUGUUUUCAUCUUCAUAUUAAUGUUCAGGCUGACUGUCUUCAGCUUUCAAAAUAGAUAGAAUCCAGGAAGUGAGUCCUCAUAAGCAUGCUGUGUCAUUUCUAACUGAGUAGGUGUUUAUUUCCACCACAGUCACACAUGUACUGUUUACAUUAUCAUCUACAGAAGACUGAAGAGCAGCUGUUUCAUCAUCUCACUUUGUCAUCGCUUCAUCUUUCACUUUGGUUGUUUCUGUAAUUCCCUCAGGAAAGCGAGGACAGCUUCAGAGAAAGGAAGAUGGGACGCCAGCGCUCUCGAUCUCGCUCCAGAGAACACAAACACAGCCGGUCACGAGGCAAACAUGGAAAAGAAGAGAGUCGCCGCUCCCCGAAGAAAUCGAAAGACAGAGAUAGGAGCCGCAGUCGCUCCCCUAAGAAAUCUAAAGACAAAGAGAGGAGUCGACACAGAUGAGGGAGCUUGACGGGUCGCUCAGACUUUAUUUUCAGGCUGGAUUGUUAGGAAAGCAUGAUCUUAACAUCUAGACGUUUCAAGCCUUUAACUACCAGUUUUCUUUAAAUUCUUGACUUUCAUUGAAAAAGAGUUUAAUGAUUAUUAGGUUUUGUUGACUUUGUCUUGAUGAAAAACAGUUUGAGAAAUGUUUUUUUUACAUGUCCAUUAAAAAUUUGAACUUUUGA